Molecule: messenger RNA, 3870 nt
Organism: Lingula anatina
Lineage: Eukaryota; Metazoa; Brachiopoda; Lingulata; Lingulida; Lingulidae
Product: vacuolar protein sorting-associated protein 54
Biological process (GO): Golgi to vacuole transport; retrograde transport, endosome to Golgi
Cellular component (GO): GARP complex
Molecular function (GO): syntaxin binding
Source: RefSeq, a predicted model, not a curated record
CAAAUUUUCACAGGGAAUCAGUGACAGGGAAUAAAAUAUGUGUUUUUAGAACACCCAUAUCUGACGUAAUUUAUUAAAAAUUCUCCGUGACAAUAAAUGUACGGCCUUCACCCGGUAAUAUCAAAAUGAACAUGGCGACAGACAGAUGAGCUGGAUGGAUUUUAUCUGGGUUUCAGAAUUACUGCAAAUUAUGUCAGACAUUUGAAGAUUCACACAACUACUGACGCAGUUUACUGGACAAAUGGCGACAGACGAGUUAAGGCGCGUGGCCACUGUAGCGUGGAAAAGAUGUGCCUUGUGUGUGAAAAAUGAUUUGACGUUCAAAUCUCCGAGGGAGUUUUGCAGACAUUUGCGAGAGUACCACUGUAGCAAAGAAGGAGGGUCAUUCGUGUGUAGAUAUGGAAUGAAUAAUGUGUGUCCUUCACUUCCAGUUGAAGGUGUGAGUGACAAGGAUUAUGAAGAUCAUGUUGCACGAGAUCACGUUUGUAUUGAAAUAGCCCCAUUUAAACCACUAAGUCAGAACAGUGAUAGCAGUGGCAGCUCGCGGAGUUCUACCCCUGUCCCAACCCACAGCGAGCCCUCUGUGGUCCAGGACCAGUACAAGUGGACUGUGUACCACUCCAAGGUCAAUCUCCCUGCUGCUCUCAAUGACCCAAGACUGGUGAAGAGAGAAUCAGAUUUUUUUACCAAAACAUGGGGAGAGGCAUUUGAUAAAUCGGACAUUCACCCUUCUCCCCACUUGCCUGAGAUAACGAGAGAUCAUUUUAUGAGAUAUAUUAGAAAGAUAUCACGGCGACAUAAGACCCAUGUGAAGAACAAUGAGACUUUGCCAGUGGCAUCAGCUGAUGUUGGAAAGAGCUGUCUUCCUGUUGAUUUGUUUCCUGCUUUAGCUGCCAGACAGACAGAUAAGUCAAGGGUAGAACUUGAUCAGAUUCCAAAAACCUUUCUUAGUCCCUCUUUCUCACUGGAGAACCCUGACACAUUUAAUGACGUAUUUCCCUGGGCUCAGAUUGAGGCUACACGUCAUGGAGAUGAGGGACCAAAGCAGUCUUCAAAAUUACUACAGGAAAAGAUGAGCCACUAUCUUGAUAUAGUAGAGGUUCAGAUAGCCAAGCAGAUCUCAUACAGGUCUGAGGCUUUCUUCCAUGCUAUGACAUCACACGAUGAACUACAAGAAUACAUGACCAAAACAUGUGCAGCAAUUAAACAUUUGAGAGACCGCAUUCACCAUCUAGAUUCUGUACUAGUGAGGGGGCCUCUUACCAUUAUGAAACUGACAAAGACAAGGUCAAAUUACGCCAAGUUGUAUAACAAGUUGAAAUUGAUGGCCACCAUUCACCAGACACAGCCUACAAUACAAAUGCUGCUGUCCACAAAUGAGUUUGUAGGUGCCUUGGAUCUUAUCACCACAACUCAGGAGGUACUGUCUCAGGAGCUGGCAGGAAUACACAGCUUUAGACAUUUAGGCUCUCAGCUGGCAGAGUUGGAAAAAGUCAUUGACAAAAUGAUGCAGGCAGACUUUGUGAAAUAUGCCACAGCAGAUCUUAACAGACCAUUGGAGGACCGACAAAAUUCAUCUGUAGGGCAUAAGCAUCACCCUAUAAGACCUUUAAAUGAGGAAAAAUUAGUAGCCAUAGUAUUUGGUAUGUUAAGGCAACACAAGUAUAACUUCAUUGAUGUGUACAGAGAAGAAGCUUGUACAGCUAUGAAGGCAGCAGUCAAGCAGACGGUUGUUGAAGCUGUUUCCACGGCAGAUGACAUAAAUGUAGAGGGCGCUGUAGGUAGCCUGGCAGACCAGAUGAGAUUGCUCAACUUUCCACAGUGGAUGGAACUGCUCAAUGAAAUCUUUGAAAAUCUUACAGUGAUUCUCAGAAGAGUGAAGGCAUUCCAUGAUGUGAUAAGUGAGGUGAUCAAUGUGGCUGCUGGGAGAAAUGUCCACACACAACACAGGAAGGUGGUAGAAAAUGGUGCUCAACAUAUACAUGUACAAGAUGGCCGACCUCAGGAAGGGGAAGAUACAAAUGAUGAGGAGGAACAGGAAGAAAGCAGCACUGUUCUUUCCAGGUCUAUUUCAUUACAUGAUGAAGAUGCAGACAUAAUGGUCGCAGAACCAGAGUAUGUGAAAGCUAUGAAUAAUCUCAAAGACUUCUUGUGCCAAACAUGUGAACAUGCACAUGAUAGAUGUGUGAAGGUUAUAGUGGCCAGGGCUAAGGAUGGUUUCUUGGAGAAGAUUGGCUCCAAUGAUUUUGUCACCCUUGCCAGUGCCAUAGAGAGGUUUGCCAGUGAGUGUGAACACAUCUGUGGCAGGAAAAGCAUGUCUCUUAGAGGAAGUUUACAAAGUCAGGCAAACCGUUUUGUCAACAGAUUUCAUGAAGAAAGGAAGCAAAAAUUAAGCAAUAUAUUAGAUAUUGAGAGGUGGAAACAAGCAGACGUUCCUGAAGAAUUUCAGGACUUGGUAGACCACAUCUCUGCCACAGGUAAAUUGUCUCCUGCUAAGAAGGUAGAUACAGAGAAGAGGUCUGCGUCCAGCACGUUGCGUGUAGGUGGUGAGGAGUACACUGUGGUGGGGACAGUACUGAUACUGCUGAAGAUCAUUGUGGAAUACUGCCAGUGUGUGGAGGAUAUCCCCACCAUCACACCAGAUAUGCUCACCAGACUGGUAGAUAUUCUUAAGACAUUUAACUCCCGUACCUGUCAGCUGGUUCUUGGAGCGGGAGCACUGCAGCUUGUGGGACUGAAAACUAUUACUACCAAAAAUUUAGCCCUGGCCUCCAGAUGUCUACAGUUGAUCGCUUUCUACAUUCCCAUGGCCAAGGCUCACUUUGAAAUUAGACUACCUGCCAAACAACUCAAUAUGCUCAAGUACUUCGAUCAAGUUUUAAAGGACUAUAAAGACCACAUAUCAGAAAUUUCCAAUAAAUUGGUGGCAAUCAUGGGAGGAAUGUUUGAGCUGCAGCUUUCAAAGUGGGAAGUGAAAGCACCCAUGCCAUCUGCCUGCUUCAGAGGGGUGUGUAAACAAAUUGGGAAAUUCCAUGAGGCCAUAAAUGAACUUUUACCAGAACAACAAGUCCAGGAUUUAUUCAUGAGUAUCAAUUUGGCCUUCAAACAGCAUCUAAAGCAGCAGCUAGCAAAACUAGGAGUCAGCAAUGACAACGGUCCAAAACAUGGGUUGGUGAUGGCAGACCUGGCCUUCUACACUGGUGCUAUGAAGUCCCUAGCAGGCUUAGGAAGCCUUGACUACAACAUGGAGAGUUUAUGGACAUGACAGAUAAGAAAGGGGGAGACAAAAAUGUCUCAGUCAGCUGGAACACAACAGAGAGAUAAAAUUGUCUCACAAAAUUGGAAUGCAAGUUUAGAUUAAAUGUGAUAUUUAUACGCCAGUUGUUAUACUUUCAAGUACUCUUGCACUAGUCAAUACGUUCAUUCUAAUGUGUCCAGAGAUUAUUUUCCUGGUAAACUAUCCAAAAUGAAAACAGUUUUGUUAGCCAAUGUUCCAAUUUUAAAGUAUGGCUGUCAUUUUAAGUAAGUGAAGACUUUUUACUGUUUCAGUUAUAUAUUAUUGUGUUCUCCAUAGAAUAAUACCACUUAUGCAAAGUGUUCAAUUGGGAAAUAUAUGGUCUCAUUUGAAAUAUAAUACACUGGGAAAGGAAAUGUUAAGUUGUCAAAUGGUGGCUAAAGCUUUUUAUUUUUAUUUUAUUCCUUAGUUUUUCAGAGCCAAGGCUCUAAGUGUUGUGCAAUUUUGUAUAUUAAAUAUUUUAUUAUUCCAUCAAUAAGACAUCAGUCUGUUUCAGAAUGGUUAUUUAAGAUACUAAAAUAUCAGGAACAUAAAGAUGUAAUAAAACAUAGGUCUGGGUGUGACCAGCACUUAAA